Hyla sarda is the source of this 3552-nucleotide messenger RNA. RefSeq names its product zinc finger protein 271-like. NCBI's taxonomy places the organism in Eukaryota, Metazoa, Chordata, Amphibia, Anura, Hylidae. The record is from RefSeq and is a predicted model, not a curated record. Gene Ontology annotation, biological process: regulation of DNA-templated transcription.
UAGCUAGGGUUAAGUGGCGCACAGCACUGCCAAUUCUAUCCUUAGGGGCCAGACAGUAAGCAGCCAUCUAUAUAGUCCCGGGGGAGGGGAGCAGUGAUACUAUGAAAUAUCACUUAACUCCUUACACUCCAUGGGACGGGCGCUUUGGGUAUAAUGACCUGAACUGACAGCUGGGUCAUGAGACUUGUGGUCAGUUCGGGACAUGUGACCAUAAUAUAGAGGAUCUGCCCCGACAAGUAUUCACCUCAUCAUCCGAGAGCAAGAAGAUAAAUCAUGUGCAGGAAUAUCCCCUCAAAUGUCUCCAUAUAACAUCCUGGAAUUGUAUAGAAUUAAAUGUUUAUUCACAAUACAGGUUCCUAUAAGGUGUCAGGACGUGGCGGUCUAUUUCUCCAUGGAGGAGUGGGAGUAUGUAGAAGGACACAAGGAUCAGUACAAGGAUCAGGUCAUGAUGGAGGAUCAGCAGCCCCUCACAUCACCAGUCAGAUCCUGUAAGAGAACAGCACCAGAGAGGUGUCCCUGUCCUCUUGAUGAACAGAAUAUGAAGGACAUUACUACAGGGAAAGAUCUCAUCUAUAUUAAUGCUACAGACAUAAAGGAAGAAGAGACAGAUGUGAGCGGUGAUGAGCAGUAUAAGGAGGACAUUCCUACAGGGAAAGAUCUCUUUUAUAUUAAUGCUACAGACAUAAAGGAAGUAGAAGAAGAGACAGAUGUGAGCGGUGAUGACCAGUAUAAGGAAGUCAUUUCUACAGGAAAAGAUCUGAUCUAUAUUAAUACUACAGACAUAAAGGAAGAACAAGAGACAGAUGUGAGCGGUGAUGAGCAGUAUAAGGAGAACAUUCCUACUGAGAAAGAUCUGAUCUAUAUUAAUGGUACAGACAUAAAGGAAGAAGAACAAGAGACAGAUGUACGUAGUGAUGAGCAGUAUAAGGAGGACAUUCCUACAGGGAAAGAUGUGAUCUAUAAUAAUGCUACAUACAUAAAAGAAGAAGAAGAAGAGACAGAUGUGAGCGGUAAUGAGCAGUAUAAGGUGGACAUUCCUACAGGGAAAGAUCUGAUCAAUAAUAAUGCUACAGACAUAAAGGAAGAAGAGACAGAUGUGAGCAUUGAUGAGCAGUAUAAGGAGGACAUUUCUACAGAAAAAGAUCUGAUCUAUAAUAAUGCUCCAGACAUAAUAGUAAAAGCAGAAGAGACAGAUGUGAGCGGUGAUGAGCAGUUUAAGGACAUUUCUACAGGUAACCACCCAGAUUCUUGUAGCAGGAGAUCAGAGGAGAAUCUUAUAUCUUCAGAUUAUAAAGCAGAUGAUGAUAUCACACAAGAUACAUAUGAAGAACAUUCCAUUAUCCCAGAUACACCCUCAGCCCUUCACAGCCAAGAUCUGUCAUCUCAUCCUUAUAUACAGGUCCUGUCUUCUCACUCAUCACAGGAUGUUCAGCAAAAUAAAAGUCACAGAAGGGGUGUUGGACAUCAGAAAGAUUGUGCAAAGGAAAGGCCAUAUUCAUGUUCAGAAUGUGGAAAGUGUUUUACCAAGAAAUCAAAUCUUGUGAGACAUAAGAGAAGCUACAAAGGAGAGAAGCCGUUUUCAUGUCCACAAUGUGAGAAAUGUUUUACUGGGAAACAAGGUCUUGUUCGCCAUCAAAGAACUCACACAGGAGAGAAGCCAUUUCCAUGUUCAGAAUGUGGGAAAUGUUUUACUCAGAAAUCAUACCUUGUUGUACAUCAAAGAACUCACACAGGAGAGAAGCCAUUUUCAUGUUCAGAAUGUGGGAAAUGUUUUACUUAUAAAUUAGACCUUGUUGUACAUCAAAGAAAUCACACAGGAGAGAAGCCAUUUUCAUGUUCAGAAUGUGGAAAAUGUUUUGCUUUUAAAUCAUGUCUUGUUGUACAUGAAAGAACUCACACAGGAGAGAAGCCAUUUUCAUGUUCAGAAUGUGGGAAAUGUUUUAAUUAUAAAUCAGGUCUUGUUGUACAUCAAAGAACUCACACAGGAGAGAAGCCAUUUUCAUGUUCAGAGUGUGGGAAAUGUUUUGCUCAGAAAUCAGAUCUUGUUAAACAUCAAAGAACUCACACAGGGGAGAAGCCAUUUCCAUGUUCAGAAUGUGUGAAAUGUUUUACUCAGAAAUCAGACCUUGUUUUACAUCAAAGAACUCACACAGGAGAGAAGCCAUUUUCAUGUUCAGAAUGUGGGAAAUGUUUUGCUCAGAAAUCAGAUCUUAUUAAACAUCAAAGAAUUCACACAGGGGAGAAGCCAUUUCCAUGUUCAGAAUGUGUGAAAUGUUUUACUCAGAAAUCAGACCUUGUUUUACAUCAAAGAACUCACACAGGAGAAAAGCCAUUUUCAUGUUCAGAAUGUGGGAAAUGUUUUGCUCAGAAAUCAGACCUUGUUGUACAUAGAAAAACUCACUCAGGAGAGAAGCCAUUUUCUUGCGCAGAAUGUGGGAAAUGUUUUGCUCAGAAAUCAAUUCUUGUUAACCAUCAAAUAACUCACACAGGGGAUAAGCCAUUUUUAUGUUCAGAAUGUGGCAAAUGUUUUACUCGCAAAUCAGACCUUGUUGUACAUCGAAAAACUCACACAGGAGAGAAGCCAUUUUCAUGUUCUAACACAGGGGAGAACAUGAAGCAGAAAAGCACUGCCAGCAUUCAAAAGAAUGAUGGACAUCAAAGAGAUCAUACAGGAAAGAAACCAUAUUCAUGCUCAGAAUGUGGGAAAUGUUUUAGUUUUAAAUCAGGUCUUGUUACACAUCAAAGAACUCACACAGGAGAGAAGCCAUUUUCAUGUUCAGAAUGUGGGAAAUGUUUUAAUCAGAAAUCAAUUCUUGUUGUACAUAAAAGAACUCACACAGGAGAGAAGCCCUUUUCAUGUUCAGAAUGUGGGAAAUGUUUUACUUUUCAAUCAAGUCUUGUUAAACAUCAAAGAACUCAUACAGGAGAGAAGCCAUUUUCAUGUUUAGAAUGUGGAAAAUGUUUUGCUCAGAAAUCAGAUCUUGUUAAACAUCAAAGAACUCACACAGGGAAGAAGCCAUUUUCAUGUUCAAAAUGUGGGAAAUGUUUUACUCAGAAACCACAUCUUGUUGUACAUCAAAUAACUCACACAGGAGAGAAGCCAUUUUCAUGUUCAAAAUGUGGGAAAUGUUUUACACAGAAGUCAAGUCUUCAUCAGCAUCAAAAAAGAACUCACACAGGGGAGAAGUCAAUUCAGAGGAAUAAUUGAUGCAGAUAACACAUCUAUAUAUUCACCAUGUACAUAGGAUAGUUGACAGUAAUAUAUAUAUAUAUCAUUUCCAAACUUGUUACCAAUUUUUAAGAAGUUCUCUAUAUUAUAUGAUUUAUUAUUCUUAUAUCCAUCUCCGCACACUGGACUUAUAAUAAAUGUAAUAUUGUCCCUGACGUUGUAUAUAGGGAAUGUAACGCGUCAGUGUUGUCCCCGCCCCCUUCUCAUUAUGAUUAUAGAGACUUUAAUUCAAGGCAUCAGACAGGAUCCGCGCGUCUCCCUUGAAGAUCGUCUCUUCUGAACAUAAGACGCUGCAGAUACUUUUAUUUAUCACAAACCCUAGA